AUGAGUUCGUUAGAAAUAAAAGCGCACUCCCCAAUUGACAAGGUGCAAGAAGCACCACCUAAAACCGCAGAAAGUAGCAAACCUCAUUGCUCAAAUAACAAGGCACCUGAUAUGCCGCUUAUAACAUUGGAAGAGUUAGGCAAGGGAGUAAAGGCAUUUACUCAACUUGCAAAAACGCAAGGAACCCCAGACAAAGUCAAAAAAGGACGAAGGGUCUCCUUGAUUCAUGGCUAUAAAUCCCCCAGAGUCAAAAAAGGAGACAGGAAUAUACCUACGAUCAUCACUCCUCAAGACAUUCCUACCAUGAUUACUCCAUUGACCAAAGAAGUGGAAGAAUUGGAAGAAAUGGACGAUACAGAGUCUAUCUCCACACUGACUCGUGCAGACCAUGAUAAUGAAGUUGUCAUAACCUCCCCUGAACGGCCUCUCCAAACAACAACAAUGGAAAGUAACACCAAGACCGCUGAACAAUUUCCUGCUUUAAAGUCUCCAACUCUGACAAACUCUGCCAAGAGGAAAAGAUCCUCAAAAGAUUCUUUAAGUCCUGGCCCGUCAGCAUUUUUAACGGGGUAUAAACCUCCUAGCUGCCCGACUCCUCAAGAUCAACCCCAAGCUCCCAAGAUAUCAGAUCCAAGCUCUACACAAACAGCUGGAAAUGACAAGAACAAAGAGGAAUUCCACACUUACAUGUUACCAGAGAACAAACUACUACAAGUAGUCAUCCGUGGAAUUCCCUCCGAAAUCGACAUCAAGGAGGUGGAAGAAGAAUUGAAGUCCCUCGGCUACACACUGUCGGGCAUUACCAGGAUGAAAAAAGCACAAGCUUUUCCCAACAAAAAUAUUACGAUGGAAACUUUUAAUUUCUUCGAAAAUCUUGACGAAUCCGCAUCUGCGGGUAAAAAUUUCCCCACACUAGACCUAGUCUCUGACGAAGCGAAUAAAGCAUUCGCGAAAUCUAGCAUGUUACAAAGAUCCCCACAAGGGGACAAAACUCAGCAAAAACACAGAAAACCAAAAUCAAAAUCAAAAGACAGAGACAAAAAGGAAAAAGACCAACAAAGAAGGAAAACGAUCACGGAAAUUCCUGUAACAGUAACUAAGGUGUCCCCGCGGGUGGAAAGCGCUAUUACCAGCCUGGCCACUGCGGCAAACCAUCCCCAACCCGCCUCAAAAGAAAUAGGCACAGGCUUUGACAUAAAAUAUUGCCUACUAGAACAACAAAACGACAAAUUAAACAAAGAGAACGAAAGGCUGACAAAACUGGUGGAAACGUUAUCAGCACAGAUAACCGACCAGUCUCAAAUGCUGAAAGACCAGUCCAAACAGAUAGCAAACUUACAGACACAGAUGGAGACCCUUAUUCAAUCCAUGCCAGGCCAAGAAGCCAAUCAAUCCAAUAUCAUGGAAACAGAUGAAGAGACCUCACAUACAAGCUGA
Molecule: messenger RNA, 1437 nt
Organism: Brassicogethes aeneus
Lineage: Eukaryota; Metazoa; Arthropoda; Insecta; Coleoptera; Nitidulidae
Source: the annotation of a GenBank genome assembly